AUGGACAAUGAAAGUACCGAACCAAUCGAAUUUUCAACUCAUCUUCUUUCUUCCAUUUGUGAAGAAGCUAGUUCAGUACCAACUCGUAUUCUUAUACUUAGCACCCUUGUUGCUGUCUCUGGUUCUUAUGUUUUUGGCUCUGCUGUGGGGUAUUCAUCCCCUGCUCAAUCUGGAAUCAUGGAUGACCUCAAUCUUGGCGUAGCUGAGUAUUCAGUUUUUGGUUCCGUACUGUCAAUUGGAGCAAUGGUUGGAGCGAUUGUUAGUGGCAGCAUAGCAGAUUACGCAGGUCGUCGACUUGCCAUGGGGUUCUCACAGCUAUUCUGCAUCUUGGGAUGGCUUGCCAUAGCAUUCUCAAAGGUUGCUUGGUGGCUUUAUAUUGGAAGACUAUUGUUAGGAUGUGGAAUGGGCCUUCUAUCUUAUGUGGUUCCGGUUUAUAUUGCUGAAAUAACACCUAAGGAUCUUCGAGGGGGAUUCACCGCAACUCAUCAGCUGAUGAUUUGUUUUGGAGUAUCGUUAACUUAUCUUAUCGGAACAUACUUGAAUUGGAGGGUUUUGGCUCUAAUAGGAACUAUUCCGUGUCUUGCACAGCUUCUGAGUCUAUACUUUAUUUCCGAGUCUCCUAGGUGGCUGGCAAAGGUUGGUCGCAUGGAAAGGAGUGAAUCUGCAUUACAGCACCUUAGAGGAAAGAAUGCUGAUGUUUCUGAAGAGGCUAUUGAAAUUAGAGAAUUUACCGAAGUCUUUCAACAGCAAACAGAAGCUAGCAUCAUUGGAUUAUUUCAAUUACAGUAUUUGAAGUCACUUACUGUAGGAGUUGGCCUGAUAGUACUACAACAAUUUGGAGGGGUUAAUGGCAUUUCUUUUUAUGCAAGUUCUAUAUUUGUGUCUGCUGGGUUUUCCAGAAGUAUUGGAACAAUAGGAAUGGUUAUUGUUCAGAUACCAAUGACAGCUUUGGGAGUACUUUUGAUGGAUAAAAGUGGAAGACGACCACUUUUAUUGAUAUCUGCAUCAGGAACAUGCUUAGGAUGCUUCCUUGCAUCUCUGUCCUUCUUUUUGCAGGACUUGCAUAAGUGGAAGGAAUUCAGUCCUAUUCUCGCACUCGUCGGUGUACUGGUAUUUACGGGAUCGUUCUCACUUGGCAUGGGAGGAAUACCCUGGGUUAUAAUGUCUGAGAUAUUUCCCAUCAAUGUGAAGGGUUCUGCUGGAAGCUUUGUAACAACUGUUCACUGGCUGUGUUCUUGGAUUAUAUCAUAUGCUUUUAACUUCCUCAUGAGUUGGAGUUCAACAGGAACUUUCUUCAUGUUCUCUAGCAUAUCCGGCCUCACCAUUCUUUUUAUAGCAAAACUAGUACCAGAGACUAAGGGGCGUACGCUUGAAGAAGUUCAAGUGUCUCUGAAUCGAUAUCCAACAAAGAGAUGA
Lathyrus sativus (Indian pea) is the source of this 1416-nucleotide messenger RNA. Lineage: Eukaryota; Viridiplantae; Streptophyta; Magnoliopsida; Fabales; Fabaceae. The record is from the annotation of a GenBank genome assembly.